Molecule: messenger RNA, 865 nt
Organism: Mitosporidium daphniae
Lineage: Eukaryota; Fungi; Microsporidia
Exons: 1
Source: RefSeq, a predicted model, not a curated record
AUGAUUGCCUUAUUUUUCUCUUAUUCUUCCACCGAGGCCCCAGGUAUUGCUAACGCUUCACCUGGAGCUGAUUCUGGCAAGGAGGCAAGCCAGAUAAACCAGGCAAACCAAGCUAGCCAGGCAAACCAAGCCAGCCAGGCAAACCAGGCAAACCAAGCAAACCAGACUAGCUCUAUUUUAUAUAAAAGAAAGGUGUGUACUAGAAUGGAUAAAUUGCCUUUCUGCGUUGAGCUUAAAGCCAAGUUUCCAUGCAAUGGAAAUACAUCCAACUUUAAGCCUCAAGAUCCUUCCAAGCAGAUUCAAAAAUCUGCAGCCCCUUUGGCCCAAGAGCCAGCGACUUCUCAACAAGCUAUAUCCACAUUUUCAGAAGAGGCGAGCCUCUCCAUGCCUCAAAAUCCCAUUGGCCAGCAAUCCAGCAAUUUUUCAUCAAAUACCUCUUCUCAGGCUUCUCAAGCUCCUCAAGCAGCUCAGGCUAUUCAAGCUUCUCAGACUAAUAAAACUUCUCAAGCAGCUCAGGCUAUUCAAGCUUCUCAGACUAAUAAAACUUCUCAGACUGCUAAAGCUUCUCAAGUUGCUUCAAAUGCUUCAAUACCCACCAGUAAUACAACAUCCAUGUCUGAAAAGCCCUCGAUAUCUAACAGCAGCUCUGCUUUGGUUUCGCAAGCAUCCCAAAAUGCCUCUGUCUUGAGAAAUGAAACAUCUGUAGCAGUGAAUGCGACCACCGCUAGCAAAUCUACUACCCCUAAAAAAGCUCCUUGCGCUAAAAAAUCUUCAACUAGCGCUUCCUUGACAACAAGAAACUCCACCGAUGAAAAGUCCAUAUCAAGUGAGGUCUCUGCAGCAUCAUCAUCUCUAUCUAAUUGCA